Messenger RNA from Sipha flava (yellow sugarcane aphid), 1217 nucleotides. Its product is annotated as mitochondrial import inner membrane translocase subunit TIM50-C-like. The record is from RefSeq and is a predicted model, not a curated record. The transcript is spliced from 8 exons. Gene Ontology annotation, molecular function: phosphoprotein phosphatase activity. The coding region runs from base 41 to 1054 and encodes 337 amino acids. NCBI's taxonomy places the organism in Eukaryota, Metazoa, Arthropoda, Insecta, Hemiptera, Aphididae.
ACCAAAUAUUGCUUAAUAAAUUAACACAGGUUUCUGUAAAAUGUAUAUUAAACUUAAUUUAAAUGCAAAAUAUUGUCAAACCAUACUAUCAUCUGCUUAUAAAAUGCCCAUGUAUCAAUAUUUAACAUCUAGACAUUUACUCAUCAAGAGUUCCAAUGGUAUAAAAGAAAGUUGUCUAAAAAAAUUCUUCAAGAAAUCUUUACAAAUAGCUUCAAUUACGUUUGGUGUAUCAUUGUUAACAUUUGGAGGAUACUUACUUGUGAUUGAAGAUGAAGAAUUAAUUAUAAAUGAAAAUAAAGAUAUUCCCUUUAUUUUUAAAAUAUAUGAAUGGAUAUGUUUUAGAAUUGAAUUUUACCACAAAAUGUUAACAAUUCCAGCAACUAAUAAGCUGUUACCAGAUCCAUUACCAGAUUAUUAUGAUAAACCUCAUUAUACGCUUGUGUUUGAAAUGACAGAUCUUCUUGUACAUCCUGAGUGGAGUUAUAGUACAGGUUGGAGAUUCAAAAAGAGGCCAAAUGUUGAUUAUUUUCUGGAAAGAGUUGGGAAGAUUUUUGAAGUAGUUGUCUAUACAGCAGAAAAUGGUUACAUUGCUUCUCCAAUAUUGGAUGAAAUUGAUCCUAAAGGUUGGAUUCAAUAUCGGUUAUCACGCCAAUGUACUGAAUUUCGAAAUGGUCAAUUAAUAAAAAAUAUGGAAAGAAUCAAUCGUGAUUUAGCAAAAGUCAUUGUAAUAGAUUGGAAUUCAAGCUGGACACAAAGUCAACCUGAUAAUACUUUAAUAAUACCUAGAUGGAAUGGUGAUGAUAAUGAUAAUUCUCUUAUUGAUCUGGCAGACUUUUUAAAAGCUGUAUUUUCAAAUGAAAAAAAAGAUGUUAGAGAAAUUUUAAAAGAAUAUAAGCAAUAUGAUGAUCCUAUUAAUGCAUUCCGAGAAAAUCAAAGAAUAUUAAAGAAAGAAAAUAAGAAAGGAGAAGAAAACAUUGAAGAAGAAAUAAUUAAAACACAAACUAUUGAAAAUAACAGUAAAUCAUGGUUUUCAUGGAUACCAUGGUUUUAUUAAAUCCUAUUCAUUUUCAUCAAAUUUUUAACUAAUUACUCAUAAAGUCUAUUUUUAUCUUCCCUUCUUAUUAUUAAAAAUAAAAAUAAAAUAAUAUAUAGUUCAAUUGUUAACCUAUCAGACUAUGAUGAACAUAAGUAAAUACAGAUACAUUAAAAACAUGUUU